GCUCUUUUCCUCCCUGGCUGCCUGAAGACCAACCUUCAUCAUGAAUGACACAGUAACCAUCUGGACCAGGAAGUUCAUGACCAACAGACUACUUCAGCAGAAGCAAAUGGUCAUUGAUGUCCUUCACCCUGGGAAGGCAACAGUACCCAAGACAGAAAUCUGGGGAAAAGUAGCCAAAAUGUAUGAGACCACACCUGAUGUCAUCUUUGUGUUUGGAUUUAGAACCCACUUUGGUGGUAGCAAGACCACUGGCUUUGGCAUGAUUUAUGAUUCCUUGGAUUACGCAAAGAAAAACGAACCCAAACACAGACUUGCAAGACAUGGCCUAUAUGAGAAGAAGACGACCUCAAGAAAACAGAGAAAGGAACGCAAGAACAGAAUGAAGAAAGUCAGAGGGACUGCAAAGGCCAACGUUGGUGCUGGCAAAAACAAGGAGUAAAGAUUCUUCGGUGACUUUAUCUGUGAUGGUUGUGCAGAUUUUUCAUGGGAGGAUUAAUAAACUAUAAACUUUAAAAAAAAAA
Molecule: messenger RNA, 521 nt
Organism: Myotis daubentonii (Daubenton's bat)
Lineage: Eukaryota; Metazoa; Chordata; Mammalia; Chiroptera; Vespertilionidae
Product: small ribosomal subunit protein eS24-like
Exons: 1
Coding region: 41-439 (132 amino acids)
Source: RefSeq, a predicted model, not a curated record